Molecule: messenger RNA, 1392 nt
Organism: Bombina bombina (fire-bellied toad)
Lineage: Eukaryota; Metazoa; Chordata; Amphibia; Anura; Bombinatoridae
Gene: DNAAF10
Product: dynein axonemal assembly factor 10
Exons: 8
Coding region: 97-1173 (358 amino acids)
Molecular function (GO): ubiquitin binding
Source: RefSeq, a predicted model, not a curated record
UCCGCCCACAAACACAACUGACUCUGCGAGUCUGCGGCCAUUCAGCAGUGUUUAACGCUAGUACUGUCAGUAGGUAGACACAAGUGUCCCCAUAUCAUGACUUCCCCUCUGGAGAAACCCCAGAUCAUUGCUCACGUGCAAAAGUCCGUGAACUACACUCUAUUUGAUUGCAAAUGGAUCCCAAGCAGUGCCAAGUUCGUGUGUUUGGGAAACCUGGCACGGGGCAAUGGGGUUAUGCAGAUCUACGAGAUACAACACGGGGAAGCCAAGCUGGUAAAGGAGAUUGAAAAGCCGAAACCUCUAAAAUGUGGAACGUUUGGAGCAAGCACACUGCAGCAAAGAUAUUUAGCCACUGGUGAUUUUGGUGGAAAUCUCAAUGUUUGGAAUCUGGAAGCUGCUGAUGUUCCGGUGUAUUCUGUGCAAGCUCACAAGGAAAUAAUAAACUGUAUAGAUGGAGUGGGUGGCUUAGGAAUUGGUGACGGAGCACCAGAAAUUGUGACUGGAAGCCGUGAUGGGACCGUAAAAGUUUGGGACACAAGGCAGAAGGAUACACCAGUUGCUAAUAUGGAACCAGUAGAAGGAGAAACCAAAAGAGAUUGCUGGACAGUGACAUUUGGCAAUGCUUACAAUCAGCAAGAGCGGGUAGUCUGUGCUGGAUAUGACAAUGGGGACAUUAAACUAUUUGACCUUCGCAACAUGUCACUAAGAUGGGAAACCAAUAUUAAAAAUGGGGUGUGCAGUUUGGAGUUUGACAGAAAGGACAUCAUUAUGAAUAAAUUGGUUGCCACUUCACUGGAAGGCAAAUUUCAUGUUUUUGACAUGAGGACCCAGCAUCCUACAAAAGGAUUUGCAUCUGUCUCAGAAAAGGCUCAUAAAUCUACAAUAUGGCAAGUACGACAUUUGCCCCAGAACAGAGAUGUCUUCAUGACGACCGGUGGUGGUGGAAAUAUCCAUCUUUGGAAAUAUGAAUAUCCUGCUCAACGAUCAAAAAAAGACUCAGAUGGUGUUGAUAUGGGAGUUGCUGGAUCAGUGAGUCUUCUACAGAAUGUGACUCUGUCAACACAGCCUAUUUCUAGCUUAGACUGGAGCCCAGACAAGAAGGGACUAUGUGUUUCCACAUCAUUUGACCAGACUGUGCGAGUACUGAUAGUCACCAAGUUGAAUAAACUUUGAUACACCUGUUCUAAAGAAGAGCUCAUGUCCUCAAUAACAUGGAGCCAGGUUUACUUUUUAUAAAAGGUUCUGUUUCACUGUUGCAGUGACCAGAAAAUAUCUGACUUUAAAUGAUUUAACAGAACUAAGAUAAUGGGGAAUCUUUUUGUGAACAUCAAGAAAAAUGCCAUAUUUUAAUAUAUUGUAUACUCUAUAAAUAAAAUCCCACUUUGUAUUAUA